Molecule: messenger RNA, 855 nt
Organism: Oldenlandia corymbosa var. corymbosa
Lineage: Eukaryota; Viridiplantae; Streptophyta; Magnoliopsida; Gentianales; Rubiaceae
Source: the annotation of a GenBank genome assembly
AUGGAUGCGGAUCAUAACUGCAUUGGUCGAUUUCUUCGUCUGAAAGUGAAUAUCAACAUAAAGCAACCACUGAUACGUGUUCUUCACUUCGAUCACGAAGGAAAGGAAAUUAAGAUUCCCUUGCAGUAUGAGAGAUUGGCUGAAUGGUGCUACCACUAUGGUAUUAUUGGGCAUGUUGAAUAUGGUUGUCCAACAAAGUCUCCAAAUUCCGGCGGUUCUUCAAGUCCCCCAGUCCCCCUGAAGAUGGUCCAUGGCUCAAGGCUAAAGGAUACAAGAAUCCAUUUGUUUCAUGGAGGCCAGCCACAGCAAGACCCUUUCCAUGUUUCUAAAGAUUCGGAUGAAGAAGUAGCUCCCUAUCAUGUCCGUCAAUCCCACAAUGUUACUUUUGGCCAAAGUAGAAACCGUAGACUUUCAUCUAACCGUCGCUCUUUGUCAACAUUUCAAGCCUCCCCUUCUAUUGAGCAUCCACUCCCGAACCCUAGCCAAAUUCUUCCAUACCAGCCUUCUUCAUCUCUGAAUCCUCCUCUUAUCCCUAAUCCUUCUCCCACUACUUCAAAACAGUGUCCCGUGUAUCCUUCCUCUUCAUCUAAGCUCUCUCCUCUUUCAACUAAUCACCAAUCUUCGUCGCCAGCUUCACCAAAUCCGAUGAUCCUUCCUGAUACGGAGUGUAUACUUCCAAGUAUAAUCCCUGCUUCUGAGUUUACAAACCCUAGUACAAUUGACGCUUCACCUAUCCCUACUCCUUUGUCAAUACCAUCCUUGGCCUGUACUUCUGACUUGCAAAUUACUCACUCAUCGAUUCUGCCUAUAACAUCACCUCAACUCAUUGUCAAUUCCCCCAAAAAAUCCGAUUAG